This is a messenger RNA of Homarus americanus (American lobster), 4301 nucleotides long. RefSeq lists its product as uncharacterized. Bases 40 to 3309 code for a protein of 1089 amino acids. Lineage: Eukaryota; Metazoa; Arthropoda; Malacostraca; Decapoda; Nephropidae. The record is from RefSeq and is a predicted model, not a curated record. The transcript is spliced from 4 exons.
CUCAGUGACGCGCUACAUAUAUUCACCCUUCCACUCGUGAUGAACAUCCUUACAGUGGUGGUGUGUACGUGGGUGGUGAUGAUGGUGGUGCCAUUGGUCCAGAGCUCACCACUACCUGCAGGAUGUAUGAUCUACGAGAUAGGAGGCGGGAUAGAGGAAGAGGAGGACUAUACUCCUUCCUUCCCCCUCUCCUCCGAUACCUCCUUACCCAUCCUGGUGAAGAAGAACCACUGGAAAAAAAUCUCGAUGGGGUUCGAGUCGCCACAGGGUAAGACGAUCGGGUCGCUCACCUUCACGCGAGGCGACAGAAUCAAUCUCACCCUGUCCACCUGGGAGGCCUACCAUGACCAGGAGGAGCAGGUGGUGCAGCUCCACCAAAAUAAGUCCCACUAUCUUAGUCUGAAUGAUUGGACUUUACUCUCUCUGGCUGUCCAAGCAGGUCAACUAAAGAUGAAGGUGGAGGACGCCUUCGAAGUCAUCUUUCACAGGGUGGAUGCGACGUCAUUUCAGAAGGUCUUCGCUCACGUCUCCCUCGGUCAUCAUCUUGACGUUAGCUUCAACUGCCUCCCUGUUAUUAGUAAAACAACAACAACAACAUCAACAUCAACAUUAACAAUAACAACAACAACCACCGGGCGACCACCACCACCACCUCCACCAGGACAAUCUUCAUGGACCAUCGCUCAUAUUGUCACCUUCAUCCUCCUCCUCCUCUUCCUCCACCUUCUCCUCUUCGUAACACUUGGGUUCCUGUAUUGGUGGAGGAAAAGAAAAACAACAAUGAUAAAAACAGAAGAAGAAACGAAGAUGGAGGCAAGACGUGACGAAGACGAAGAACUUAGUGAAAACCAGUCUCUUAUAACACACUCUUCGGGAGUAACUGGGUGUAGGACAGAGGCUCAGGGGGGCGUGUGUGGUGAGGCGACAAUGACAGUCAACACACACCAAGCUAACAAACUCCUCAAGGAUUAUUUUAUAUCGAACGAGACUCAUCAGUGUGGACCUGUGACGCAAAUAUACCUCAAUGUAGCACCGCCGUUGUACUCACUAGUGGAGAGUAAAGCUAGCUCACAAACGCCCAUUAUCUCACCAGUGGAGAAUAAAGCUAGCUCACAAACGCCCAAUAUCUCACCAGUGGAGAAUAAAGCUAGCUCACAAACGCCCAUUAUCGCAACAGAAGAGAUUAAAGCUAGCUCACAAACGCCCAUUAUCGCAACAGAAGAGAUUAAAGAUAGCUCACAAACGUCAAUUAUCUCAACAGAAAAGACUAAAGCUAGCUCACAAACGCCAAUUAUCUCACCAGUGGAGAAUAAAGCUAGCUCACAAACGCCAAUUAUCUCACCAGUGGAGAAUAAAGCUAGCUCACAAACGCCAAUUAUCUCAACAGAAGAGAUUAAAGAUAGCUCACAAACGCCCAUUAUCGCAACAGAAGAGAUUAAAGAUAGCUCACAAACGCCCAUUAUCUCAACAGAAGAGAGUAAAGCUAGCUCACAAACGCCCAUUAUCGCAACAGAAGAGAUUAAAGCUAGCUCACAAACGCCCAUUAUCGCAACAGAAGAGAUUAAAGAUAGCUCACAAACGUCAAUUAUCUCAACAGAAAAGACUAAAGCUAGCUCACAAACGCCAAUUAUCUCAACAGAAAAGACUAAAGCUAGCUCACAAACGCCAAUUAUCUCACCAGUGGAGAAUAAAGCUAGCUCACAAACGCCAAUUAUCUCAACAGAAGAGAUUAAAGAUAGCUCACAAACGCCCAUUAUCGCAACAGAAGAGAUUAAAGAUAGCUCACAAACGCCCAUUAUCUCAACAGAAGAGAGUAAAGCUAGCUCACAAACGCCAAUUAUCUCAACAGAAGAGAUUAAAGAUAGCUCACAAACGCCCAUUAUCUCAGCAGAAGAGAUUAAAGAUAGCUCACAAACGUCAAUUAUCUCAACAGAAGAGAGUAAAGCUAGCUCACAAACGCCAAUUAUCUCAACAGAAGAGAUUAAAGAUAGCUCACAAACGCCCAUUAUCUCAACAGAAGAGAUUAAAGAUAGCUCACAAACGCCCAUUAUCUCAACACAAGAGAUUAAAGAUAGCUCACAAACGCCCAUUAUCUCAACAGAAGAGAUUAAAGAUAGCUCACAAACGCCCAUUAUCUCAACAGAAGAUAUUAAAGAUAGCUCACAAACGCCAAUUAUCUCAACAGAAGAGAGUAAAGCUAGCUCACAAACGCCCAUUAUCUCAACACAAGAGAUUAAACAUAGCUCACAAACGCCCAUUAUCUCAACAGAAGAGAUUAAAGAUAGCUCACAAACGUCAAUUAUCGCAACAGAAGAGAUUAAAGAUAGCUCACAAACGCCAAUUAUCUCAACAGAAGAGAUUAAAGAUAGCUCACAAACGCCCAUUAUCUCAACAGAAGAGAUUAAAGAUAGCUCACAAACGCCCAUUAUCUCAACAGAAGAGAGUAAAGAUAGCUCACAAACGCCCAUUAUCUCAACAGAAGAGAGUAAAGCUAGCUCACAAACGCCCAUUAUCUCAACAGAAGAGAUUAAACAUAGCUCACAAACGCCAAUUAUCUCAACAGAAGAGAUUAAAGAUAGCUCACAAACGUCAAUUAUCUCAACAGAAGAGAGUAAAGCUAGCUCACAAACGCCCAUUAUCUCAACAGAAGAGAUUAAAGAUAGCUCACAAACGCCCAUUAUCUCAACAGAAGAUAGUAAAGCUAGCUCACAAAGAGACAGGCGGAAGAGAGUCCCGCAACGACGAACCUUGAGGCCAACGAGACAGCAGACAGGAGGACUUAUGGAACACCUGCUAACACUUGUGGGACACCUGCCAAAACCUAUGGGACACCUGUCAACACCUGUGGGACACCUGCCAACACCUGUGGGACACCUGCCAACACCUGUGGAGAAGUCAAUGCCAACCAAUGAGUGGGCAGCUGUUGACCCACAGAUGAGCAGACAGGCUCUCAAUGACUCGUCGAUAAGCCCACAGAUGUACAGUGACCAUAAUAUAACCCCAGAACCACCUUAUGAUUUAACGAAUGACACACAUUUACUUCCUGAUGAAGACGUGGAUAUGGAAGAGAAGAUAAAACCGAGGAAAAGAGUUUAUCUUGAUGACAUUAUCAAACCAAAGACCGAAUACGGACUUAUCCAGGACGAUGGUAAAAUCUUCAAAAAGAGAAGAAUUGUACUGACAGAGGAAGAUAAUAUGGACAUAACAACAGAGGAGGCGAAGUUAAUGGAUAUCGAUCAUAAUAUUCCCACAAAUGACAACGAGAUGGAAGAGUCUAAUGAGGAUGAAGAAGAGAAGGAGGAACUGUGAUAAUCUUGAAAUAAGUUGUUUAGAACGAGACAAAGACAAGGGAAAUAUAGAACAUCAAACACUCAGCAGCACUAAGAAAUAUUCCAGGUCAGACAUCGGGAACUGUGACUUAACAUCGAGGGAAGGAGUACUUAAAACAAGACAGAUCUAGGCUGAGUGCUGCACAAGUAACAACAUCCUCCGACAAGCCAACAGAGACCUACAGUGAUAAAGGGACCAGGCAUCUACGACGUGUCUGAUGUAUAUCCUGUUAAGAGCGAGACACCGUGCCGAAGCAGAGUAAAGUUCGCCUCAAGGAUGGAAAAACACACACACACCCACGCACGGAUUACCUUGUCCUUAUCAAUACCUCGCUGGUUACCCGAGACCAGUAGGAUCCAGGUACACCAGCUGGUCCCGUUACACUAGCUGGUCCAGGUACACUAGCUGGUUCAGGUGCAUCAGCUGGUCCAGGUACACUAACUGGCCCAGUAUAGGUACACCCGCUGGUCCAGGUACACUAACUGGCCCAGUAUAGGUACACCAGCUAGCCCUGGUACAUCAGCUUCCUCGCAAUCAACAUCCUGUUGUUGACAUAUCAGGAAGAGGAGGAAGAGGGUGUGUUUACGUCCUGUCGCGCCCUCCUCCUCACACAAAACAAUAGCAACACUCCUUCAGCGUCUCCUCCCCCGAGAGCACCCUUACUCACGGGUCCCCAGAAAUCAAGAAGGGUCACCCAGGUUUACUGAAGAGGAUACCAGAGUUCAUCUGAGGUUACUGAAGGUCCAGUGAGGUCAUGUCAGGUCAAUAGAAAUCUGUCCCCCGUGAUGUCAGGGCAACACCACUACCAGACGACCCCGAGGAGGAGAAGGAGGACAAUAAUGUUUCUUGUCCUCCUGGCCAGGAUGAUGCUGGUCUCCACCACAGGUUGUGUGGAAACAUUGGGAUCACGGCCAUCGGUGUCCCAGAGUGUGAAGCGUCUUCUUACCAAUCCUACCAGGGUGUCCUUCCGC